Aspergillus calidoustus is the source of this 996-nucleotide messenger RNA. The record is from the annotation of a GenBank genome assembly. NCBI's taxonomy places the organism in Eukaryota, Fungi, Ascomycota, Eurotiomycetes, Eurotiales, Aspergillaceae.
AUGUGUAUCGCAUUAAUAUCAACGUCUCACCCCGAUUACUCUCUCAUAAUCAUAAAUAACAGAGAUGAAUACCUCCGCCGCCCAACGCACCCCGCAAGCUGGUGGCCAGCCCCCAACUCGCAAGUCCUCGGCGGCCGCGACCUCGCCCGCAAAACACAAGGCACCUGGAUGGGCGUGACGAAGACCGGAAAAGUCGCCAUCCUCACAAACUACCGCGAGAGCACGUCCGACGCCGCAACGGGGCAGCAAUCCCGCGGCGCAAUCGUGAACAGCUGGUUAACACGGACCCCCGAUGACCCGACAACCACGUACGUUGAAGAAAUGGUUGCUUCGCCGACGGCUAGGAAUGUUGGCGGGUUUAGCCUGGUCUGCGGCUACGUUAACGAGCCGCUGGCGAUUGUGUCGAACCGGUCGAGUGAUAUGGAGCAGAUUACCUGGAUUGCGGGGGAGACGGGCCAGACAAAGGGGCUGAGUAAUACUGUCUUUGAUGAUCGGAGUUGGCCGAAGAUUCUGGAUGGGGAGAAGUUGGUUGAGGAGGCGAUUGGAAAGCACGUUGAGAGGAAUGAGGGCGAGGAAGAGUUGAUUGAGAGGUUCUUGGAGGUCUUGAAUACGAAUUCAUUACCAGCGUUGGACGAUGAUGCGACGGCGGAGGAUUAUCUUCCGUAUUUCCGGAGGAGCAUUUUCAUUCCCCUGAUUGGGACGAAGGAAAAGUCAAAGGCACCCUCUGCUGCUGCUGAAAUCGCGGCACCGCCAUCGUCGUGCGUUGAAGGGCAUGGAGCGGAGGCAGCACCUAUCAAGAAACAGGCUGAUGAUGGACACGACAUCCUGGACAAGUCAUACCUGCACGGUCCGUACGGGACGCAGAAGCAGACUGUUAUCCUAGUCCAGAAGGAUGGACGAGUCAAAUAUUUUGAACGCACGCUAUACGAUCAGGAAGCCAACCCGGUCCCUGUUGGUGAGGGAGACAGGACAUUUGAAUACCAGGUGGCUCGGUGA